AUGGAAGGGAACCGAGAAUCCUUGAAGCGAAGCAGAGCGGACUUCAAAGGCCAUGAGUCGACGGAUGAUGGCUCUGAAUAUAAUGGAUUUGACGACUCCGAGGAAGAAGAAUGGUGGAGGGAAGAUGAGAGCGAGGAUUUGGAUUGUGAACAAGACAUUGAAGAGCAUGAGUAUACCAUCUCCGGUGACACGGCACGAACGGUGAAGAUUCGGCUCUUCUUGACCGAUGACGGAAUGGACCAGUCCAGGUGGAUGAAAAACUUUGUCGCCAAAUGCACUUGCAAUGGUGCCGCUGUCGCGACUGCUCUAGCCCGGUAUAUUCAGCGAGAGGGAAUGCGCUCUGAAUUCUGGGAAAGGAUGGAAGAGGUUAGCUCGGACAUGUGCGGUGUGGCCUUCCAAGUCUUUGAUCGAUAUGGAACAGUCAAGACCAAGUAUAAGGGUCAUCCGGUGCAAAAAGGGACUGGUGUAUGGGGAAACGAGCUCGACUAUGGCCCUCUUUUCCUAAUUGAGGAACUUCAUGUUGGAGCGCUCGAACUAUGUCGGAAAGGGCUGGGGCAGAAAAUGGUGUCCUUACUAUUGAACAAAGCCAAACAGUUCCGCCUUGAGGAGAAGGGAGAUGGCAAGAACGCAGAUCUUUUCUACGGUUCCAGGGAGGCCUUUGAGCGAGCAUGGACUCUACAUGCCCUGGUAAGUCCUGGAAUACUAACAGCCGACAUCGAAUCGCAGUUAGUAGGCAGGUCCGCAGAAGAACGCUUGGCGAUACGGGCUCGAGCGCAAUUCGGCGCCAUCCUCUUUUGGCGAGCAUGCGGUUUUCGCCGAAUCGGAGCAUCUCACUGUUUUGCGUUUUCGUUCGAUUCCCAGCAUCAGUCUCGCACCCUUGCGGCGGCUUCUGAUUUCGACCCGCGUAGAGACGAUGCCGAAGAUCUAGAGGACGAAGAACUCUACGAGACAGCUCCUUUCACUGAGGUGGAGAAACUGAAGAUGGAAAGACUGCGCGACGCGUUGCCGCUGCAUCAUGCAGCUCUCACUCUGGCGGACGAUGAGCUCAAAGCAUUUUUCAUGAUUCAUGCCGACGACCAAAUUGGCUGGGAUCGAGUGACCAACUCUGAAGCCACGCUCCUGCAUCUAACAGCUUGCGAGCUCAAGCCCCUGAGUACUCGGUGGCUACUUGAGAAUGUCCACCACGCUGACUCGUGGAAGACGGCUCGUGAUAUUGACGGGUUCACCCCGCUUGAAUCAUUGCAGGAGAAGUUGGAGACCAUGCGAACACAAAAGGAAGUUGGAAUAUCAAUGGUCUUGAACCUGUCAGACCAUUUUAGAGGGUACCCCGACACCGCACUGUCCUGUCUCUCCUUACUGUCUGAGCGGGAUACUUUAGGGCUUAAUGACGAAUGCCUCCGAUACGGGUGUACAUGCGGAGAGUGCCUGGAAGGGUUUCUAUCCGCGCGGAUGAGGAGCUCUUUGGUCUUUCAGGGGGAGACUAAGUACGACCUUAUUCGGGACGAUAUUGAUGAUGGUGAGUUUUGGAUAGAGGACAACCAUGACAUCCUCGUGCACCUCGAUCCUGAUGUGCGAACGAACCUCGAAACCAACAAGUCACUUCGACGAGGCUUUGUGAAUAUGUUCCGAAUCGCCGUGGAGUGUCUCAAGGCGAACAGAGUUCCCACCGCAGAAAAUCUCGAGUGGUGCUGUAACAACCGGAGCGAGUGGCCACCGCAUACCAAGAACUACCUGCGACGCGCUGGGACGCAGAUGGGCUGUCGGGCAGUGCUUCGGUACAUGUUCGACGCUGCUAAGGAAGAGGAUGAGAAAGCAGGCAAUGGAGAGUGUCAACUUAUACUGAAGGAGGAAUGGUCCGACCUACCAACAUGCAGAAACGAUCAUGAGUUUGAAUUCGUUGCCAGGGCUUGUGGUUACGGUGGGGAUGAUUUCUGGUAG
Molecule: messenger RNA, 1938 nt
Organism: Aspergillus viridinutans
Lineage: Eukaryota; Fungi; Ascomycota; Eurotiomycetes; Eurotiales; Aspergillaceae
Exons: 2
Coding region: 1-1938 (645 amino acids)
Source: RefSeq, a predicted model, not a curated record